Messenger RNA from Paracoccidioides brasiliensis Pb18, 489 nucleotides. RefSeq lists its product as uncharacterized. Bases 1 to 489 code for a protein of 162 amino acids. The transcript is spliced from 2 exons. The record is from RefSeq and is a predicted model, not a curated record.
AUGACGUGGUACUCACUGCUUCCACCAGGGCUAACAGCGUUCGAAGCAUGGUUGGUUCGGGUAUUCAUCUUUCUAGGCACAAUCAUAAUCGCCCCUUGGGCUUUCCUAAUUCUUUACGACAUACUGCUGUACAUCUGGCGUGCCUGCACCUAUGAGAUCCCCAUCAUCGGCGGCAGGGCGAGGGGGAGACAGAGGCCCCAAGCUCCGAGUUUCAGUGAGAGACCUGAUGGAAGGAGGAGGACAUUUAGUUUGAGAGGUUCGACACAAGAUGGACAGGGCGAGAAUGAGCAGUUGGGAAAUAGCGAUGAAGAAUAUCGAAGUCCCUUUGAGAUUAAUUCUCCUGGCGAUGGCAUCGUAGGUGAGGAUGAUGCUUUUGGGGAUGCUGGGAAAGACAAUGAGAAAAGGCAAGGGGUUGGGGUUGGGGUUGGGGUUAGAUAUAGGAAACUGUAUGCGGAACCAGACGAAAUCGACGGUGAUGGAGGAAGCUAG